Molecule: messenger RNA, 2022 nt
Organism: Ilex paraguariensis (yerba mate)
Lineage: Eukaryota; Viridiplantae; Streptophyta; Magnoliopsida; Aquifoliales; Aquifoliaceae
Source: the annotation of a GenBank genome assembly
AAAGACAGCCCAUUGGAAGAACCCUAAAACCCAAAAUCUGUAAAAACCCUGAAUUUGAUUAGAUCAAAAUCCAAGCAAAAAUGUUCUCUUUCGCUCCUCAAUUCUUUCAAUCUCUUCGGUACAAUGCCUUCGCUACUUCUCGCCUCUUGUCUCUCCUCCUGUCUUCCUCCUCCGAACUUCAGAAUGGGAGUGGAACUGCAGUCAUGUGUACUGGGAGGCGUGCCCGCUAUCUGUCUUCUGCAGUUGAGGUCCCAGAAUUUCAUUGUGAUGAACUCCAUGAUGAUACCAAAGCUACGGAGAAAGAUACUGCUUUGCGCUUAGCUCUCUCACGGCUCGCAGGUGAUUUUGGGAAAGAGUCUAUGUUGUCUUUACAGCGCUUCUUUGGUGCACGACGUACCCCCGUAAUAUCUACUGGCUCAUUGAAGCUUGAUUUAGCACUUGGGAUUGGAGGAUUACCAAAGGGAAGAAUCAUUGAAAUUUAUGGGCAAGAGGCAUCAGGGAAGACGACACUGGCCCUUCAUAUAAUCAAGGAAGCUCAAAAUCUUGGAGGUUGUUGUGCAUAUCUUGAUGUGGAGAAUGCUAUGAACCCUUCUCUUGCUGAAUCAAUCGGUAUAAACACAGAAAAUCUCCUUAUCUCACAGCCUGAUUCUGCUGAAAAUUUGUUAAGUGUGGUUGAUACUCUGACAAGAAGUGGAUCUAUAGAUGUAAUUGUGGUUGACAGCGUAGCUGCUCUCGUUCCCCAACUUGAAAUUGAUGCUCUUAUAGGUGCGUCCAAUGAAGACUUGCAAUCACAAAUAAUGAACCGAGCACUACGAAAAAUUCAUAGUUCAUUGUGCAACUCUGAGACACUUAUUAUUUUUGUUAAUCAGGUUGGAGUCUAUUCACUAAAACACUUCAUGUCUUUUCUUCUGGGACAACUACCAUUUGCUAUUAGCUUGUCUAUCUGUCAUCCAGGUGCGAGCAAAUUUAAGAUCAGGGCAAGGAUUUGGACAUGCAGAUGAGGUAACUUGUGGUGGAAAUGCUUUGCGAUUUUAUGCUGCUGUGCGAUUGAAAAUAGUUAGAAAAGGAUUGCUCAGGACUAACGAUAAGAUUACUGGUCUCGAGAUUUGUGUGCAAGUAGUGAAAAAUAAACUAGCACCUGCAAUGAAGAAAGCUGAACUAGGGAUACAUUUUGGUAGAGGCAUUUGCUGUGAAUCCGAGGUCUUGGAAUUGGCUUGUGGACAUGGAAUAGUUUUGAAAGAAGGAAGCAGCUACUUCAUAGAAGGGGAAGUUUUGAAUAGUAAACAGGAAGCAGAAAGUUAUCUGGCUGCAAACAAUGUGGUUUUGGAUAAGAUAGUCACAAGCUUGAGAAGUCAGUUGUUUGAGAGAGAAAAAUAAUCCUGAAAUCCUUGAUUUGAUGAGCUUUUCUGGAAGCCUAGUAACUCAAAAAAGGAGGGAGUGGUGGAUAUGCACCAUUUUGUAAUGUGGUCCUACCCAAGAUCUUUGUGAAUGAAAAUGUAUUUCUCAGGCAGCUGCACUCCUGUAUUGAGCAUCUGCCACAGUUGAAAGAUAACAUCUCCAGUUUACUACUUGGUCAUUCAUCUAUUUUCAAACUGUCUUCGGCUAGUCAUACUUCGGAGGGUUUGCUAUCCUUUGGUCAGAACAUCCUUGACAGAGCUGAUCGACAAUUGUGUUCUUGCACUGAGGGAUGAAAGGGUGGCACACUUUCAGCCCUGAAAAGCUGUAUGGAAUUCCCAAACUGUAUCGUCCUUGUAGAAACGACAUGAUUCUCCCUUUGUAUCAUGAUAUCGUGAUAUGACUGGUUGCCAGGCAAGUAUGACCAGAUUGGUAAUGAGGUACAACUUGAGUGGAUAUGGCUAUUCAGGAAGUGGCAACAUUCCGAUUUCUCUGUUCUUUUAAUAUUUCUUAAACUGCUUAUUAGUUAUGCAUUCCAUUUUCUAAAUUGUAUCAUUGUACGAGUCAUUAGACAUCACUGUACCAGUUAACAUGAGUUCUUAAUUGGAUAAGGAAUUUAGUGAAGCA